UUAUUAUUUUUGAGUUUCACACGCCACACGACCACCAGACGAUAAACUCAGAUUACAAAAGAAAUUAGUGACACCAGACGACCAGACCAGCUGAAGCCGGAAAUCAUCGUACAAGUAACACAAGAAACAUGAAUUCACUAACCAGACAGUUAUUUAGGACUGCGAAAAAGGCAGGAGCGCGCAACUUGAGCGUUUCAGGAGUAAGGAGACAGGAACCACAGCCCGCUGAAUUGGGUGCGCAAUUUGGCAGGGCACCAUUGACACAUUUGACUGAAGAUGAACAGGUCAUGAAAGACACAGUUGCCCGCCUGGCACAGGAUCAAAUCGCCCCUUUGGUCCGAGAAAUGGAAAAUGAAGGAAAAGUGAAAGACUCCGUGUUGAAAAUGUUGUUCGAAAAUGGGCUUAUGGGUAUAGAAAUUGAUUCGGACUAUGGCGGUGCAGGAUGCAAUUUCAUGACCACGGUACUCACAGUCGAAGAAAUUUCAAAAGUCGAUCCUGCCGUAGCUGCCCUUGUAGACAUCCACAACACCCUCGUGAACACUGUGAUAAUAAAAUUAGGUAACAAACAGCAAAAGGAACAAUAUCUACCAAGGCUAGCCACAGAUAUGGUUGCAAGUUUUGCCCUCUCAGAACCAUCCUCAGGAUCGGACGCCUUCGCCCUCAAAACAACAGCCAAAAAAGACGGAUCUGAUUAUAUUUUGAACGGCUCCAAAAUGUGGAUCUCGAAUUCAGACAUAGCUGGAGUGUUCCUGAUCAUGGCUAACGCUAAUCCUUCUGCGGGAUACAAAGGAAUCACAUGCUUUAUCGUAGACAGAGACACCCCCGGCUUCAGCGUAGCCAAACCAGAGAACAAACUUGGAAUCGUAGCUUCAGGGACCUGCAUGUUAAACAUGGACAACGUCCGAGUACCAGAAACAGCAAUUUUGGGUGAAUUAGGGCAAGGUUACAAAAUAGCGGCUUCCAUUUUGAAUGAAGGAAGGGUUGGAAUCGCUGCUCAGAUGAUCGGAUUGGCACAAGGAUGUUACGAUCACACGAUACCGUAUACUUUGGAGAGACAACAGUUUGGAAAGCCCAUUUUCAGCUUCCAGGGUAUGCAGUACCAAAUAGCCGAAGUAGCUACCCAAAUCGAAGCGGCUCGUCUUCUCACCUACAACGCAGCUCGUAUGGUGGAAGCUAAAGUACCAUUCAUGAAAGAAGCCGCCAUGGCUAAGUUCUAUGCUGCUGACAUUGCCCAGAACGUCACCGUCAAGUGCAUAGACUGGAUGGGCGGAGUUGGCUUCACCAAGGACUUCAUCCAAGAAAAAUACUACAGGGACGUCAAAAUCGGCAGCAUCUACGAAGGUACUGCUAAUAUGCAACUGAGCACCAUCGCUAAGUGCAUCGAGAGGGAGUUCAAGCAAUAAAUUCGACGAUACUGAACUGACCAUUUCAUCUUGACAAUAAAUUGAAUAUAAUUGAGCUAACAUAAUUGAGUAAACAUUAAAAAUAAACACAAACAUGGCAAAUAGGUGUCCAAAUCCCAUAUUGGCAACCCAACUCUACUGCCAAUGCAUUUUGGAUAUUUUAUCAAGCACUGUCCUAACGAAACAAUCCAUAAAAUCACAUUUUCAAACGACCACGCUAAUUACAGACAUAUUGUAGGAGAGCUAUUUCCUAUAUAGUAGGAAAAAAUAGUAUACUUGGCAACAAUGAUGCGUGGUAGCAAAAGUACGACAAAACUUUUAGGCCUGCUAACAGGUGGCGCUAGUACUAACUAGGAUUGAAUUUUAUUAAUAUUAUAAAUGUAAAGGAUUUCUGGACUCAAAUACUCAAUUAUAGUAUUUUUAGACACAUCUUUAUAUAGACAUGUGCCAAAAUAAAGCAUUUCAUAACUUUUGUAAAUAUAAAUUCAUCGUUCACGCGGUAUUUUCGGUAUAUGUAUUUUAAUUUUUUAGUAAUUUUAAUAUAAGCGUCUACUGUAAUUCGUUAAAUGAAUUAUCUUUGUAUAUAUUGAUAUAUUUUUAUAAUUAUACAAGUAUUUGUCAAUAAAUAAUUGUUCUCAAA
Messenger RNA from Diabrotica virgifera virgifera (western corn rootworm), 2043 nucleotides. RefSeq names its product short/branched chain specific acyl-CoA dehydrogenase, mitochondrial. The record is from RefSeq and is a predicted model, not a curated record. Gene Ontology annotation, cellular component: mitochondrion. The coding region runs from base 129 to 1403 and encodes 424 amino acids. The transcript is spliced from 7 exons. Gene Ontology annotation, molecular function: acyl-CoA dehydrogenase activity; flavin adenine dinucleotide binding. NCBI's taxonomy places the organism in Eukaryota, Metazoa, Arthropoda, Insecta, Coleoptera, Chrysomelidae.